Messenger RNA from Glarea lozoyensis ATCC 20868, 1077 nucleotides. Its product is annotated as Calcium-dependent phosphotriesterase. The transcript has a single exon. NCBI's taxonomy places the organism in Eukaryota, Fungi, Ascomycota, Leotiomycetes, Helotiales, Helotiaceae. The coding region runs from base 1 to 1077 and encodes 358 amino acids. The record is from RefSeq and is a predicted model, not a curated record.
AUGCGUUUCUCCAUUUCCAUCAUAGCAUCUCUGCUGCUGCUAACAUCAACGUACGCAUUCCCAACUAUCAACAAACCAAAACAACACCCAACACGAUCCACUCCAAUAACAACCCACACCCUCCCACCAACCCUCCUCUACCAAUUCCCGAACAACACUUGGCUCGAAAACUUCGCCAUCCGUCCCAAUGGCCAACUCCUCAUAACCCUAAUCACCACACCCGAAAUCUACCUCUGGGACCCCCUUUCCCCUUCAGAGGUAACACACAUCACAACCCUCCCCUCCUACGUCUCCCUCCUAGGCAUCGCCUCCCCAAUCCCAGACAUCUAUUACUUCGUAGCCGGGAACUGGACAUCAGCAGCCGGCACCGUGCCCGGAACCUACGCCAUCUGGAAACUAGACAUGCGCGUCUCUAGUCCAAAAGUAGUCAAAAUUCUCGAUAUGCCAAAAGCACAGUUCCUCAACGGUCUCGAUGUCUUGAGUCCCUCAGACGGCACACUCCUAGUCGCCGACUCAGUCCUGGGACUUGUCUGGAAAAUCAACAUCUUCACACGCACCUACGACGUCUUCAUCGACGUCCCGGAGAUGAAAAUAGCUGUAAACUCAACUUUACAACUCGGGAUCAAUGGUAUCCACAUCUUCCAAAAUGCACUGUAUUUCACAUCCAUGACGCAAGAGCUUUACUGCCGCAUCUCCCUAAACCCAACACACAAUUCCUCCCACGGCGCGGUAGAAACAUUAGCCACCGGUAUUUUCGGCGACGACUUCACGAUCGAUCGAUUUGGGAAUUCGUGGAUCACGCAGGAUCCGAUGGAUUUGAUGACGCUUGUGAUUGGCGAGGGGAGUCGAAAGGGAGAAGUGUUUACGCUGGCUGGGAGAGAAGGUACGAAAGUGACGCAAAGUGGUGUGCCGUAUGUGGUUGGAGCUACCAGAGCUGCUUUUGGUGUGCUGGAGGAGGAUGAGGAUGUGCUUUAUGUGGUGACCAAUGGUGGGAUUGCUGCUGCUAAAAAUGGGGUUGUGGGUGGUGAGAUUUUGAGUUUUGAUACUGCUGGGUUUUUGAAUCAGAUAUUGGGAUGA